Periophthalmus magnuspinnatus is the source of this 1136-nucleotide messenger RNA. It is a transcript of the gene srsf3b, whose product is annotated as serine and arginine rich splicing factor 3b. Gene Ontology annotation, biological process: mRNA splicing, via spliceosome. The record is from RefSeq and is a predicted model, not a curated record. The transcript has 6 exons. The coding region runs from base 140 to 637 and encodes 165 amino acids. Gene Ontology annotation, cellular component: nuclear speck. Lineage: Eukaryota; Metazoa; Chordata; Actinopteri; Gobiiformes; Gobiidae. Gene Ontology annotation, molecular function: RNA binding.
CCCCCAAACCGGUUUGUCCAAGCCUCGUUCAGCGCUGCUCGUCUUCCUCUUCACGCCAUUUUCCAUUGACGACCGAGAAGACUAGACCUACCAAAGAGACGACAAUUUCAACAAUUAGACGGCAAACCACGAUUUAGUCAUGCAUCGUGACUGCCCCCUGGAUUGCAAGGUAUAUGUUGGAAAUUUGGGUAAUAAUGGAAACAAGACUGAAAUAGAGAGGGCAUUUGGCUACUAUGGCCCUCUGCGCAGUGUAUGGGUUGCCCGAAACCCCCCAGGCUUUGCCUUUGUUGAGUUUGAAGAUCCCAGAGAUGCCACUGACGCAGUGCGGGAGCUUGACGGGAGGACCAUGUGUAACUGCCGGGUGAGAGUAGAGCUGUCCAAUGGCGAGAAGCGCAGCCGUUCCCGUGGUGCACCCCCUCCAUGGAGCAGGCGUCCCAGAGAAAGAGAUGAUUAUAGACGGCGAAGCCCACCAGCCAGGAGAAGAUCACCACGCAGGAGAAGUUUUAGCCGCAGUCGAAGCAGAUCCUUCUCUAGGGAUAGGAGGAGGGAGAGGUCGCUGUCUCGGGAGAGGAACAACAAACCCUCAAGAUCCUUCUCACGCUCUAGGAGUCGCUCCAGGUCAAAUGACAGGAAAUGAACAUGUCAGAUUUAAAGGGAGCUGAAGAGUGUUUCCAACACUCUGCCGUUUCAUAUGGACAUGAUGUAGUCAUUUUGAGUUGGGUUUUUAAACAAUCAAGCAUUUUAGUGUCUCUGUCUUGUAAUUAUAUUUUCCCCAUAGCUGGGAUAGUUCAGGUGUAUUUCCUUACUCUGCCUCUUUGUUGCAUUCCAGUUUAUCAACAUCUGUCAGCAAUGUUUUUUGUUUUUGAAUGUAAAGUGUAUGAUUACAUGUUGUGUUAGUUUGAACACCAUUUUCAUUCUUCACAUGACAAAGGCUUUUUAAUAUAGAAAGUGUACGCAAGCCAAAUCAUUUAAACUUCAUAGUGAAGGUUUACAUCGGGGAAUAGUCAUUGGCUUUUAAAGUCCAAAACUAUGGGUAAAGGAAAUAAAAGCAAGCAGCGUUUUUGUUAUGAAGUUGUCAUUUAUUUUUCUCUUUGAUACUAUGUGAAUAGUGUGAUUAAAACACUGGUCGUUUACAA